This is a messenger RNA of Hippocampus comes (tiger tail seahorse), 2668 nucleotides long. Its product is annotated as RING finger protein 207. Lineage: Eukaryota; Metazoa; Chordata; Actinopteri; Syngnathiformes; Syngnathidae. The transcript has 18 exons. The coding region runs from base 482 to 2287 and encodes 601 amino acids. Gene Ontology annotation, molecular function: Hsp70 protein binding; transmembrane transporter binding; zinc ion binding. Gene Ontology annotation, cellular component: perinuclear region of cytoplasm. Gene Ontology annotation, biological process: regulation of cardiac muscle contraction; regulation of heart looping. The record is from RefSeq and is a predicted model, not a curated record.
GGGGACACCCUGAACUGGUUGCCAGCCUUUGCUUGGGCCCAAGAUGACACCAAUGUAACAAGACGUCGCUUUAAGCAAAUAGGUGCAUUUUUCAGUGAAUCAGAGGAUCGGUUCCCCCAUAAAAUCUAGGGACAGGCAAAUUAACAAAUGUUUAAUCUUGAAUACGCAGUGGCUCACUGUUGAUUUUGUUUUCUACCAUUAGAAAUUGUGUUGACCGAUUGGAGAUUUCACCGUGUCUUGCUCUUGAGAUAUCAUUUCUACGCCUUCAUCAGCACCCCGGGCGCACUUGGGGUGAGUCCUAGUUAUCGCUUGGACAACUGCACGUCCCUGUUGCACUUUUGUGGGAGGGGAGGUGAGCGAGGGGUGGUGGUGGUGGCACGAGGUGUGUGCCGUCAGCUGCCUGGCAGAGGCGACCCGAGGGCCUACUAUUGAAGCAUAGUUGGCAUUCCUGCUGGGGGCAGGCCGAUAGCGCCGCUGAAAGAUGGCCGGAGGAAUCCUCAGCAAUUUGGACAACCUGUGCAACGUGGACUGCGCCAACGUGCACCCCCUGGUGUGCCACCUGUGCCACGAGCAGUAUCAGUCGCCGUGUCUGCUGGACUGCUAUCACAUCUUCUGCGCCCGCUGCUUGCUGGGCCGGACCAACGACAGCCGACUCAGCUGCCCCCUCUGCGGAUACCCGUCCGUCAUAAAGGGGAACAAUGGCCUCCCCCCAGAGGACCGCCUGCUUAAGUUCCUGGUGGACAACAACGCAGACGCCGAGGAGAUUGUGCAGUGCGCCAACUGUGACCAGGAGAGCAACAAAAAGGACACAGGUGUGAUGUUCUACUGCAACACUUGUAACCAGCCUCUCUGCUGCGCCUGCAGGGAGCUCACACACAAGGCCAGAAUGUUCGCCCACCACGACAUCGUCUCACUAUCUAAGCGCAGCAAAGCCAAGCACAGGAAGUGUGUUUUGCACGAGGAGCCCUACAUCCUCUUCUCCACCGAGAACAAGUCCAUGCUUUGCAUCAAGUGCUUCAGGGAUAUGCAAGUGGAGAGUCGCACUCACUGCAUUGACAUUGAGACAGCCUACAUGCAAGGAUGUGAGAUGUUGGACCAGGCCGUGCUGGUGGUGAAGGAGCUGCAGACGUCCACCCGAGAGGCCAUCUUCCUGCUGAGGUCCAUGAUAGGAGAAGUCUGUCUGAACGUGGAGGAGGAGGAGAGCGCCAUCUGCUCUCUCUUCAACAGUUUGCAGGAAAAACUGGCUGAGAGGAAGAAGAUUUUGCUGAAGACUGCACAGAGCCAACACGAGGAGAAGGAGAAAGCGCUCAAGGAGCAGCUGUCACACCUCACCUCACUGCUGCCAACACUCCAGGUUCAUCUGGUCACCUGCUCAGCCUUCCUCAGCUCAGCCAACAUGUUUGAGUUUCUGGACAUGGGUUACCAACUGAUGGAGCGACUGAAGCGGAUCGUCAAGCUCCCGCAUCGCCUCAGACCAGUGCAAAGCAGCAAAAUCAACACAGAAUACCGCAGUGAGUUUGCCCGCUGUCUGGAGCCGCUGCUUCUGAUUGGCCAGCGCUGCGCCCCAUCGGUCGCCGGGUCUUCCAGCGUCGCCACGAGGCUGCAGUCGCCUCUCUCCAUGUCUUGCCGCUCGCAGUCCCUCAGUGAGAUGCCGCUGGGUUCCGUCUUCGGUCGGAGGCCCACGUCUCACCGCAACAUCUGCACCAAGGUCCUGCUGGCCGAGGGGCGCGAGACCCCCUUCACCAAGCACUGUAACAGCUACGAGAACUCCUACAGGACCCUUCAGACCGAGAUCCAGAGCCUGAAAGACCAGGUCCAGGAGUUGCACCGAGACCUGACCAAGCACCACUCCAUCAUCAACACGGACCAAAUGGGCGAGAUCUUGGACCGCUCGCUGCACAUCGACAGCCAGAUCGCCUCCCAGUACGCCACGGUGGAGACCAUGAGGACCAUGUUUGAAGAGAUCUGGGAGGAGACCUUUCAGAGGGUCACCAACGAGCAGGAGAUCUAUGAAGCCCAGCUUCACGACCUGAUGCAGCUGAAGCAGGAGAACUCCUACCUGACCACCAUCGCCAGGCAGAUCAGCCCCUACAUCCUGUCCAUCGCCAAGGUCAAAGAGAGACUGGAACCCAGGCUCCAGGAGACCAAAGAGCGCCGUGAUGACCGCACCGAAACCAUGCUGAAGAUUUACGAAGAUAACACAACAAUGGAAGCGGAGAGUCAAGACGGCGACAAGCAGACGCGCCUCCUCGAACAAGACAAGAGCAACCACCCGCUCGUGCUCUAGUGGCUCCACCUCGUACCAAACCUGGAGCUACGCCACAUAGCGGACGUGACAUUCUCCGAGCAGGGGGGACAGGGGUGGGGGCGGGCUGUCAGUAGGUGAGAAACCUUUGCGUGGCGGUAUUAAGUGGCCGAGGUCACGCCGCCAUCGGGGCCACACUUCGUUGUCGCUGUGACAAGGUGCCGCUCCACAGGGGCCAAGCGUUCGUGACUUCAUCAGACACCACGUGGCGAGAAUCCUCUUUUGGAAUUGAAAUUUUCCCCCAUGAGAAAUCACGCUGAUAGAAUGAAAGCUGCCAGCAACUCCGCCUCGUAAGAGGUCGUUGACAUACAAGACCUGGAAUUAAUUUAAAAAAAAAAAAAUUACACCUGCUGAGUGUUUUCA